AUGGCCAGAGAAAACCCAUUGAUGCGUUUCUCCUUCUGUUUCAGAUAUCUCUAUCACUUCACUCUCCUCCUCUCUCUCCUCUCCUUCGUUUCUUUUCUCUUCCGACACAACACAACACUCUGUUCCUGUCCUUACGAUCACAAUCCCGACCCUCACAUAUUUGAUGGCAACCAUAACAACGAAACCAUCGACCUUCUUAGAUUCUCUUCCGCUUGGAACCAUCUCACUUUCUUCCCUACUAAACCGAAGAGGACUCUCAAGAUCGCUGUGGUGGUCAAGAAAUGGCCUCAGAAAUCGCAAGCUGGUGGGCUCGAGAGACACGCGCUUACGCUGCACCUUGCUCUAGCUAAUCGUGGCCACGAGGUUCAUGUUUUCACCGCCGCUUCUCCGUCGUUCCCUGAAUAUCGACUGGAAACUCUCCGGUUCCAUCUCUCUGAGCCGACUUCUGGUGGAUAUCUCGAUCAAGCUACCGUCUCGCAACAGCUUCAGACGCAGAACGCGAGCGGAAAACCAUUUGACGUGGUUCACACGGAAAGCGUCGGGCUUCUCCACACAAGAGCCAAGAACCUCCAAAACGUGGUCGCGUCAUGGCACGGAAUCGCUUACGAGACUCUUCACUCCGACAUCAUUCAAGAACUCCUCCGUCAAGCAGACGCCACCGCCGCCGCCGGAGCCGACGAAGAACAGCCCCCGCCUUCUUCUCCUGCUCUGACGGAGCGAGCGAAGCGAGUGGUGGAAGAAGUCAAAUUCUUCCAACGCUACGCUUACCACGUGGCAACUAGCGAUCACUGCGGCGACGUACUCAAGAGGAUCUACAUGAUUCCUGAGGAACGCGUCCAGAUCAUUUUAAACGGCGUCGACGAGAGCGUUUUCAAACCGGACGUUUCCAAACGCGAGAGAUUCAGAGAGAAGUUCGGCGUUAGAAGCGGCAAGAACAAGAAAGCUCCUCUGGUCCUUGGAAUCGCAGGGAGGUUAGUGAAAGAUAAAGGCCACCCUUUGAUGUUCUCAGCUUUGAAACGAGUGUUCGAAGAGAACAAGACGGCACGCGAGAACGUCGUCGUUUUAGUAGCUGGAGAUGGUCCGUGGGGAAACAGAUAUAGAGACCUUGGGUCUAACAACGUGAUCGUUCUUGGACCGUUAGAUCAAGAAACGUUAGCCGGAUUCUACAACGCCAUCGAUGUGUUUGUGAACCCGACUCUUCGAGCACAAGGGCUCGAUCAUACUCUCUUGGAAGCCAUGGUUUCAGGCAAACCGGUCUUAGCCACGAAGCUAGCGAGCAUCACUGGGUCAGUGGUCGUCGGUCCACAUUUGGGAUAUACAUUCUCACCGAAUGUUGAGUCUCUAACGGAGGCGAUUUCGCGGGUUGUGAGCGACGGAACAGAGGAGUUGCAGAGGAAAGGCAAGGAGGCGCGUGAACGGUCGUUGAGGCUUUUCACGGCGUCUAAAAUGGCUGAUGCGUAUGAAAGGUUGUUCCUUUGUAUUUCGGAUAAGAGCUAUUGUACUAUACAAACUUCCUCAGCUUAA
Messenger RNA from Microthlaspi erraticum, 1524 nucleotides. Lineage: Eukaryota; Viridiplantae; Streptophyta; Magnoliopsida; Brassicales; Brassicaceae. The record is from the annotation of a GenBank genome assembly.